Molecule: messenger RNA, 939 nt
Organism: Penicillium diatomitis
Lineage: Eukaryota; Fungi; Ascomycota; Eurotiomycetes; Eurotiales; Aspergillaceae
Exons: 3
Coding region: 1-939 (312 amino acids)
Cellular component (GO): plasma membrane
Source: RefSeq, a predicted model, not a curated record
AUGCUCAUCAACAAUAUGUGGACUGCGCUUUCGAUCUCCGGUCUUCUUUUGGCAGCCAACCCGGCUGUUGCCGGGUACAUCGACCGUCUAGCUCCUCGUAACAGUCUAACCCUCGUCGGUUGUUACAGUAGUAAGGAGGGACUCUCGGAUCAGGUCUCAUAUACCUUCCAGAGUUCGGGUUGGUGUUUCGAUCGCUGCAAUGGCAAGAAGGCCGCCGUGUUCGCCCUUACAUCUGGCACAGACUGCCUCUGCGGGAAUGAAUUACCUCCCGCGUCUUCCAAGGUGGACAGCUCGAAGUGCAACACGGCUUGUGCUGGAUGGCCCCAAGAUAUGUGCGGAGGAUCAGAUUACUAUUCCCUCUACACGACAGGACUGGUCAGUGAUGUACCCUCGGUAUCGGCGACCACCACUGCUGGCAGUUCGAAAGGCACCGGUAGUAGCAGUGGUAGCGGGAGCAGUGGUAGCGGCAGCAGCAACAGCAGUGGCAGCGGUACGGGAACCAACACCAACGCUGGCCAAUCCGCGACGUCGAACCCAAACUCAGGCAGCAACGGUGCGCCUUCCGCUGUGACCGAUGCAGUGGGCCACACGACAACCUACACUGCGUACGCUGAGCAAAAGACGACGGACAUUUCCGGAGAAAUCAAAAGCAGCCACAAUACCGCUGCCAUUGCUGCCGGUGUUGUGGUUGGUAUCGUCGGAUUGGCGGCCCUUGCUGGAGCUGCUUUCUUCUUCUAUCGAUCGAAGAAACAGAAUGCUGAAGGCGGUUUCCGAGGCACAGCCGGUGGCUAUGGUCGCGAUUCGCAGCCUCCCUCCAUGACAGACUCCCGUUUCGAUGGCGACUACAUGGCUACACGCCGCCAGAGCAACGGGAGCAUAGAUGAUGACCACGAUUUCUCUCGCCGUAUUCUGCAGGUAACCAACCCUGAUCGUCGCUGA